AUAAACCUGAAAGAAAAGAGUGUAAAACAAACACAUCUCCUUAAACCCAUCUUUCCGGCCGCCGCCACAACAAAAACCUCGUAUCACCGUUGCCGGAAACCUCAAAGAAAAUGGCGGAAAAGAAACAUAACAGUAAAGGUGGGGGAAAGAAUAAUAAAGGAGGAAAAAAAUGGAAAAAAGGACCAAACUUGCCCAAUUUGUUAAAAAAAGAAAUAGAAUCCAGAAAUAAUAAUAACAAUAAAUACAGAAGUGAUGAAGAUGAUGAAAUAGUUUCAUCAGAUGAAGAAAAUAUAAAAGAUUUAUAUGAAUAUGAAGAAGAAAUCCCAGAUGAAGAAUUGCAAAAAAAUAGAAGAUAUGACCCUGUUGAUAAUUUUGAGUAUCAACUCCCUAAAGAUUUUCAGGAUGAAGAUGUAGCAUCUGAUGAUGAUGAAGAAGAAGGUUCGCAAACUGGAGAUAGUGAUGAUGAUGAUGGUGAUGAUGAGAAGCAUUCAAGAAUGCUACAAGGCAUCACUGGACUUCCUGGCGAAGCUUUUGCCGGCAAGAAAAAGAAAAACGAUACUGUAAUAUAUGAGGCGUACGCAGAGUCUGAAUUUAAUCCAAGUCGUGAUGUAUUAGAUGGUGAUGGUCGCAUUAGUGUUGAUGAUCUUUUGAAUCCUCUUCAUGGGAAACCUGGAUAUAGUAAAACUAGAAAAGACAUGGAACGGAUGAAAAAAAAGUCAGUGGCCAUAUCUGCUCCUCUUUCAAAAUCACAACAACAGAAAAUUGAUAGAAGAACCACUUAUAUUCAUACAAAGAAAAAACUUACUGAAUUUGAACUUUUAGUGAAGAAAAAUAGAGAAGCUCCUACUAUUUACUUUGAUGAAGAUAGAGGCGUAGCUCAUUCCACUAUAGGGACAAUAGUGUCUGAUUUUACACCCAGGACUGAACUUGAGAAGAAAAUGGAUUCGUUUAUAAAUGCUAAAGAACUUUCAGAUGCUCAUCAGGGAGAUGGUGCAAGACUUUUAGAACUUAACAAGAUAUCCGUAGAAGAUGUGAAAGAACGCCAGGAUCGUCUUGCUAAAAUGCGUAGUCUUUUAUUUCGUCAUGAACUUAAGUUGAAAAGGGUUAAACAUAUAAAGUCCAAAACUUAUCGUCGUUUGUUGAAGAAAGAUAAAUCAAAAUUGGCAAACACUGAGAUGGAAAUGGACCCCGAAGCUGCAAAAGAACUUGCCGAGAAGGAGGAGUUUAAGAGAGCGCAGGAACGUUUGACUUUAAAGCACAAGAACACUUCUAAAUGGGCUAAGCGCAUCAAGAAACGUGGUUUUGAUGUUCAAGAUGAUGGAACACGUGCUGCUAUAUCAGAACAGCUUCAGCGACAUGCUCUUUUAAUCCGAAAAAGAAAUUCCAUGCAUGAUGAUGAUGAUGACGAUAGUAGUGAUGACAGCUGGGAGGAUGCUGAUGAAGAAAUCUCAGGCAACGAGGACGAUGCAUCGAAACUAAAGUUGUUUGAGAAAGGAAAAAAGAGAACGCUUGAACUUUUGGGUGAAGACGAGGAUAUUCCGAAAUCAGGACUCCUGUCUUUACCAUUCAUGGUUCGUGGGCAGAAGAAACAGAAAGAGGCAGCUGAUGAAGAAGCUAGGCUUGCUCUAGAUGACUUCGAUUCAUCUAUAAAGCAAUUUGAAGGUCACGAUGAUUUUAAAGAUAACACAGGUUCUUUAGGAGGUAGAAAGGUAUUUGGUGGUCCGAAAAAACAGGUUUCAAAGCCUAAGAAGAAGGUUAGGAACACGGAUAAUUACUUUGACAAUACGGACAGUGAAGAUGAUGGUGACGCUAUCGAAGAUCAAACCAUCGAAGAUGUUAAUGAUAAACAUUGCAGGAUGAAUUAUACACAAAAAGAUGUGACUAUUGACACUAAUAUUCUUCGGGAAGAGUCAGAGAUUGGUAACGAUCCUUUGUUUAAGAGCUUUGAUGACAUUGCCAAAGAUUCAGGGCCUAAGAUCGAGUAUGAAGUUUCUUUGUGCCCGACCAACUUAAAAAAGAAGAGGGAUAAGAAAGAUUCUAAUCUGGAAAAAAGUGAGAAAAAAACAAAAACGGAAAAAUCACAAGUUGCAGAACUGACCUCCAGUAAAGAUGCAGAAGACAUAGUGCAUGGAGAUGAUGAUAGCGAUACAGAUAGUGAAACUCGUAUGAUUGAUGGAAUUAUAACAUCUGGGACAGAUUAUGAAUUGCCAUCACAAGAUGAUCUCAUUAGACGUGCGUUUGCGGGAGAUAAUGUGGAGAAAGAUUUUGAGAUGGCAAAACAAGAGGUUAUGAACGAAGAAAAUCCAGAACCCGAAAAGCCUGUUAUGCUUCCUGGGUGGGGGCAAUGGACUCGUAUACAGAAAAAGAGAGGACCGCCUUCUUGGAUGCUGGCAGAACAUAUAAGAGCCAAAAAGAAGAGGGACGAGGACCUUAAGAAAAGACCUGAUGCACAUCUCAAGCAUGUUAUUAUCUCAGAAAAAGUAGAUAAAAAGGCUGAAAAAUUGCAGACGAAGGUGUUACCAUAUCCAUUCAAGAAUAAGGAGCACCAUGAGCGGUCGCUUCGCAUGCCUCUUGGUCCCGAAUUCAACCCUGUAACAACGAUUGGGGAACUUAACCGCCCUGAGGUUAAAAAGACACCUGGCGUGAAAAUAGCGCCUAUUACGCUAAAGAAGCGAAAAUAAGUCUUGAUAAGAGCAGAAACUUGAGUCUGGUUGGUCAGACCUAUGGUGGUGUCCCUGAUCGAAGCAGUUUUCUUUUAUCGACUUGCAGCACAUUCAGUUUUCCACAGGGGCUAUUGUUGCAUCGCUGUGGUUCUGGGAUUUUUGACAUUCCCAUGAAAAAAAGGGAGAGUUUUAAUCUUUUUGCUGUUCAAAUGAAGGCAUUAUAUUUUUGUAGGAUGAGUUGUAUACUUAUAUUUUGGAAUUUGCGUUGUACUUUGCUAAAGAUUGAUAUUUAAAGUAAUUAAAAAUGGUUAAUGCUA
This is a messenger RNA of Erigeron canadensis, 2980 nucleotides long. Its product is annotated as U3 small nucleolar RNA-associated protein 14. The transcript has 11 exons. Gene Ontology annotation, cellular component: nucleolus; small-subunit processome. Bases 111 to 2681 code for a protein of 856 amino acids. NCBI's taxonomy places the organism in Eukaryota, Viridiplantae, Streptophyta, Magnoliopsida, Asterales, Asteraceae. The record is from RefSeq and is a predicted model, not a curated record. Gene Ontology annotation, biological process: rRNA processing.